AUGGCGAAGUCGAACGACAAGUUCUACAAGACCGUGGUCUUCGCGGAAGACAUGACCGACGUGAUGCUCGAGAAGGUGGUCGCCACGGCCAAGGAUGCGUUCCAGCUCCAAGUGGCGUCGGGCAAGACUUUUUCCACCAUUGCCGAAUUCGUUCGCAGGAACAUGGAGAAAGAGUACGGACGCGGGUGGAACUGCGUCGUGGGUCUGUCGUUUGGCGCCUACGUGACCCACGAGAUCAAGACGUACGUGUACUUCAGCGUCGCAUCCGGCGUGUCUGUCCUCGUGUGGAAAACCUAG
Molecule: messenger RNA, 297 nt
Organism: Aphanomyces astaci
Lineage: Eukaryota; Oomycota; Saprolegniomycetes; Saprolegniales; Verrucalvaceae
Exons: 2
Coding region: 1-297 (98 amino acids)
Biological process (GO): microtubule-based process
Cellular component (GO): dynein complex
Molecular function (GO): dynein intermediate chain binding; dynein light intermediate chain binding
Source: RefSeq, a predicted model, not a curated record